AUGUUCAAACCUACCCAACCUCUGCUUAAGCGGCUACGACGGCUUGCGUUGACUACAAAGCAGGUCAAUGGUGGAUAUUACAAGGGAACCGGCUCCGGAUCAAUGGGUCGUCACACGAAACAUGGAGGAUAUAUCAUCGAAUGGAACAAAGUGCGAACCUAUGUUGUACCCGAAGCGCUCCAGGAUUGUCAGUUAACUCCGUUUGUGAGCAAAAAUAUCAAGUCUGCUCGCGGCCGAUUUGAGAAUGAUCCCCAAGGCGGCCUCAGUGCCAUGCGCUACCUCACUCGCUGGAAAGAGGAAAACGGCCAAGAUUAA
This is a messenger RNA of Xylona heveae TC161, 315 nucleotides long. RefSeq names its product 50S ribosomal protein-like protein YmL27. The coding region runs from base 1 to 315 and encodes 104 amino acids. The record is from RefSeq and is a predicted model, not a curated record. Gene Ontology annotation, biological process: translation. Lineage: Eukaryota; Fungi; Ascomycota; Xylonomycetes; Xylonales; Xylonaceae. Gene Ontology annotation, cellular component: mitochondrial large ribosomal subunit. The transcript has 2 exons. Gene Ontology annotation, molecular function: structural constituent of ribosome.